GUGGCCAGUUCUGGGGGUUGCUGCUCCGGUUUCGUGUUCGCGAAUCCCUUGACCAUGGACACGGAGCCCUUGAGCCAGUUCGUCAUCCUGGCGCAGAACGCCCAGGGCCGCGCCUGUGAGGCGUUGGUGCGACAGGCCCUGGACCAUGCAGGCGUUUUCGUCUUCGGAGAGCUGCUGGAGUGCGCCAACGUGCAGGCCCUGCAGGGCACGGAGUUCCAGCCGGCCCUGGAGCUUCUUCGGCUCUUCGCCUUCGGGAGCUACCCCGACUACAAGGCCCGGCAGGGUGACUUUGGGGAGCUGACCGCGGCCCAGCUGCGGAAGCUGCAGAUGCUCACCUUGGUCUCCAUGGCCACCAAGGACAAGGUCAUCAGAUUCUCGGAUUUGGAGGCGGCCGUUGACGUCACGGGCACAAGGGCGCUAGAGGACCUGAUCAUCGAGGCAGUGUACCAAAACCUGGUGGUGGGCAAGAUGGAUCAGGAGAACAACUGCCUCAUCGUAGACUCUGUGGCAUGCCGGGACUGCCGGGCAGAGGACAUCGACUACAUCAUUGAGACGCUAACGGCAUGGCAGGCGUCCGCACAGGACAUGAUACGGUCGUUGGAUGCCUCUGUCUCAUUUGCGGUGGCCAGCAACGAGAAGCAGAAAGCUGCACAAGAAGAACUUGAGAAGGAGGUGAAGUUGAUCCGGGAGACCCUGAAGGAGGGGGACUCCACCAAAGCAGGCGGGGGCGGAUGCACGCGCAUGCAGACGGAGGAUGCAGAUGAGGAGUCCAAGAGGGCGAAGAGCACCCGCGGUCGCUGGGUGGGCGGCAUGAGCAAGCACUGACUUCGCGGAGCCGCAUCUCUCGCUCUCUGCGCGGAGGAAAAUCGAAUCGUCUCCAUUGGGUGCAAUGGCCCUACAGUGCAC
Molecule: messenger RNA, 906 nt
Organism: Effrenium voratum
Lineage: Eukaryota; Dinophyceae; Suessiales; Symbiodiniaceae
Source: the annotation of a GenBank genome assembly